AUGUCAUUACCUUCGGAUUCCUCGGAUAAGAGAGAUGUCGGCAAAAUCAACGUUCCAGUGGACAAUGAGGUAACCCGGAUCACCUCAGUAGCUCAUGGAGAAGUGGACGAAGAGCCAGGCCGUAUUGUGGAAACGCAGCGUGGUCUCAAGUCACGUCACGCCCAAAUGAUAGCCCUCGGAGGCACCAUCGGCACCGGUCUUUUUGUAGGGUCAGGGCAGGUUCUCCAAAUGGGCGGGCCCUUGUUCCUUUUGCUCGCGUAUUCGACGAUCACAAUUCUUCUAUACGGCGUUGCAACGGCAACUGGCGAGAUGUCAAGUUAUCUGCCUGUCCCAGGUUGCUCUGUGGCAUACUAUGGAAACAGAUUUGUUUCUAAGAGCCUGGGCUUUACACUGGGAUGGGUUUACUGGUAUAUCUUCGCAAUCACCGUCCCGGCUGAAGUCAACGUCACCGCCCUCAUUAUCGAAUACUGGAACCCCCCCGUCCAUACCGCUGUUUGGCUUGUGCUCGUAGGCGGUGUAAUUAUUCUUUGUAAUUGCCUGCCUGUACGCGUCUAUGGAGAAACGGAAUUUUGGUUUGCGUCGACCAAAGUCAUCGGAAUUCUAGGUCUUCUCAUCAUGACCGCGGUGCUUUUCUUCGGUGGAGGACCUGCAGAGCCCCUAUACUUCAAGCACUGGAGCAACCCGGGACCUAUAAACGCAUACCUUGUUGAAGGACCUGUUGGGCAUCUUUGCGCUUUCAUCAGUUGCACCACAUUUUCCGUUUAUGCCUUUGGCUUCGCUCCAGAAUUGAUGGUCAUCACCGGCGGAGAGAUGGAAAGUCCGAGAACCAACAUUCCAAAGGCAACCAUUCGCUACUUCUACAGACUUAUCACCUUCUACAUAUUGGGCGCAUUUGCGAUUGGAAUUCUUGUCCCCAGCACUCACAAACAGUUGUUAUCUGCUGGGUCCGGCGCUGCAGCGUCUCCUUGGGCCAUUGGUGCCCGUGACGCUGGCAUUAGAGGUCUCGAUUCCGUCAUCAAUGCAAUGAUCGUCCUUUCCGCAUGGUCGGCUGGCAACUCGUACUUGUACCUCGCAAGUCGAGCUCUUUACUCUCUAGCGAAGGCUGGCAACGCUCCGGCCAUUUUCUCCCGCUGCACAAACUCGGGUAUCCCAUAUUAUGCAACUGGCUUCAGCUCACUCUUCAGCCUUCUUGCGUUCCUCAAUAUCUCCAGAGGCGGUUCGGCAGCAGCAGUCUUCAACUGGUUCGCUAAUCUCAUCAGCACGGGCGCGUUCCAAAGUUGGAUCUGCUGCUGCGUCAUAUAUAUGCGAUUCCGGAAGGCCGCCGACCAUCAAGGGAUUGCAAACAUGCCAUUUCGGUCCCGUUUCCAGCCCUACUCCUCUUGGGUUAGUGCUUGCGGUUUCAGCAUUCUACUGCUUUUGAAUGGUUACAAGGUUUUCGUGAGGGGCUACUGGGAUAUAAGCACAUUCAUCACCUCAUAUGUCGGGAUCCUGAUCUUUGCGUGCCUUUACUUGGGCCACAAGUUCACUGUCGGACGUUGCGACAAGUUAGCUCUGUCUCCCUCAGAGGUUGACUUGGUCUCUGGUAUUGACGAAAUCUUGGCCGAAAUCAACACUCCUGUCGAGCCUGAGAAGUGGUAUCUCAAGUGGAAGCUUCUCUUUGAGUGA
This is a messenger RNA of Colletotrichum gloeosporioides, 1665 nucleotides long. RefSeq names its product Proline-specific permease. Gene Ontology annotation, cellular component: membrane. Gene Ontology annotation, biological process: amino acid transmembrane transport. Lineage: Eukaryota; Fungi; Ascomycota; Sordariomycetes; Glomerellales; Glomerellaceae. The transcript has a single exon. The record is from RefSeq and is a predicted model, not a curated record. Bases 1 to 1665 code for a protein of 554 amino acids. Gene Ontology annotation, molecular function: amino acid transmembrane transporter activity.